UCGGAGUCAUGACGCCGUCCAUUGUGGUUGUGUUGGCAGCGUUUGCUGUGUUGGUUGCACUGGCGAGCAAAGACGACAACCACUUGUUCCACGAGCAUUAUGCGCGCGCCAAUGCUUUCAGAUGCCGGACGCCUCGUCCCACUGCCGUCUCUGCCAAUGACCUGUUGCCCGCCUCGGCCUCAGGAAAGCUGUACGUACCUCAGGCUACGGUGCUAUCUCGAUGUGACCACGGCAGUGGCUGCUGCCUCAACCGUCCUGGAGCAUCCUGCGUCCCCGCCCUGGAGGAGACAGUCUGGUUGCCCUUUCAGGUCACAUAUGUAGUCGCCGUAGGAUCCAUCGCUCGGGGCACGAUCCAGGUGGAGCAGGUUCCCGCCAUCAACCACACCCGAUGCUACUGCCGACACCCGUCUAAUGAUGACCCGAGGUAAAUCAGAGCAAGGAUCACUGCUGUCAUCUAUCCCAGACUUCUGCCUCUGCUUCAUCUGUAAACGUUACCUUAGUUACUGAGUUAGCAACAGUUAAAUGAAUGUAAUACUUUGUGAUUUUUUUAUAAUAGUACGAUUAUACUUUCAGUUAAACAUUGGAUAUUGACGAAUGGAAACUUCCAAACAGACAUAAAUUACAUUUUAAAUUUAUUAAAUAUGCAGAACAAAUAAAUUAUAAAAUUCAAAUAGAUUUGGUUGCUCUGAUUUUAAUCGACAUUGUCUUAUUUGUGAAUGUUUCACACAUAUAUAGAGUUUUACUAUGAAAAGUGAACCGGUCACUGAAUAGUUAUAAUAUUUGCGUUAAUAUUUUAUUUAAAGUUUUGUAAAUGUAUAUAAAAUAUUAUUUGGUUAAGAAUCUAUACUGUUUAAAAACUAAUAAUUAGCAAUGUUUAAUGAUUUUCAGUGUUAUGAUGACUGUUUUCUUUACAUUAUUUACUGGUAUAAACAUGUGUAGCUUGUGAAUCUAUGAAAUUUAUUUAUCAAAAUCAAAUUUAUUUUUUGUUAUAUAUUAAAAUAUGUAUUAUUGACUAGCAGUGUUUCCUGUUGGUUGUAAGCACAACAAAUAUAACUCUUACAAUUUAACGUCUGUGAUAUUAUGAAGUAUUUAAUAUAAUUAAUUAACUAUGGAACGGAUCUAGUUAAUUUGAUAAGAUCUACUAUUUAUUUAUAAACCUAUGAUUCCAUGUGUGUGCUAUAUAGCUUUCUAUGUUGGAAACAUAAAUAAUUAGCAACAA
Messenger RNA from Homalodisca vitripennis (glassy-winged sharpshooter), 1219 nucleotides. RefSeq lists its product as uncharacterized. Gene Ontology annotation, molecular function: growth factor activity. The transcript has 3 exons. Gene Ontology annotation, biological process: hemocyte migration. Bases 9 to 428 code for a protein of 139 amino acids. Gene Ontology annotation, cellular component: membrane. The record is from RefSeq and is a predicted model, not a curated record. NCBI's taxonomy places the organism in Eukaryota, Metazoa, Arthropoda, Insecta, Hemiptera, Cicadellidae.